This is a messenger RNA of Amaranthus tricolor (Joseph's coat), 2637 nucleotides long. Its product is annotated as U-box domain-containing protein 35-like. Gene Ontology annotation, molecular function: ATP binding; protein kinase activity. Bases 93 to 2516 code for a protein of 807 amino acids. Gene Ontology annotation, biological process: protein phosphorylation. NCBI's taxonomy places the organism in Eukaryota, Viridiplantae, Streptophyta, Magnoliopsida, Caryophyllales, Amaranthaceae. The record is from RefSeq and is a predicted model, not a curated record. The transcript is spliced from 8 exons.
UUCAUUAUUGGUUGCUUCGCUGAAAGAACGAAGCAACCAAAAAAAGGAAAAAAAAAGAGAAAAAAAAAAUUAUAGGCAAGGAAGAUCUAUGAAUGGCGCCAGCAGCACCCAUUGAAUUGGGUCAUAAUGCUGUUGCAGUUGCUAUUGAUAAGGGCAAGAACAGCCAACAGGCAGUUAGAUGGGCUAUUGAUCAUUUCAUGAAGGGGAAUAAAACUCCCAUGUCCGUUGUUUUGAUCCAUGUCAAAACACAUAAUUAUAAUCCUCAGGCGGAUACCGCAACGGCUACAACUCCAUCAGAAUCCGAAGUACAACAAUUAUUUCUUCCUUAUCGAGGAUUUUGUAGUCGAAAAGGGAUAGAUGCAAUGGAAGUUGUACUCCAUGAUAUUGAUGUUGCAAGUGCACUUGUUAGCUACAUUGAGGGCAACAACAUUGGCAAUAUCGUUGUCGGAGCCUCGAAUCGUAACGCUAUCACAAGGAGAUUCAAGUCAACAGAUGUUCCCACCAGCCUAGAAAAAUCAGCACCAGAUUUUUGUGCAGUAUAUGUAAUAUACAAAGGCAAAGUACAAACAAUGCGCCCAUCAAAUGUAUGUCUAAUACCCUCUGCUGCCAACACUCCUAGCUCAAGAUCGAGCGUUACAUCAGGCGGUUCCUCGACUUAUUGGACUACCCAUUCCAAGAACAGUUUCAGUGGGAGUAGUAUCAGUGGAAGUUCGACCUCAAGUGUGGCCCAAUCGGAGAGGUACUACUCAUCAUCGUCUGGUGGCAGCAACCCGAGGAUUUCAUAUGGUAGCGACUCAUCAAGUAACGUGCACAACCAUAAUAGACGGUCUUCUGAUGGUUACAACAAUCCUAAAGCACCCAUGGGUGAUUCACCGCGGGGUUCUUCUUACAAUGUGAGGAGAUCGGAUGGUAAUUAUGGCAACCCAAAUAUGCAAAUGGGUGAAUCACCGCGUCAUUCUCCUUACAAUAGUAGGAGAUCUGAUGGGAUGAGUAAUGAUUCACCGGGUCAUUCGCCUUAUAAUAGUAGGAGUUCUGAUGGUUAUUCGGGCUACUCGAAUCAAUCUCCCAAUCGAAUGAUCGGUAUGGGGCCCCCACCUACACAUCCUUAUAGUAACAGCAGCACGGAUUAUAAUUCCAGGAACUCAUCAGAGACUUAUUCAUCGAGCAACUCGAGUACACCAAGUAGAUACAAUCAAGGACAAAAUCCUUACAAUGGGUCGAACCAAAGUAGUUACCAAUCAACAAGUAAUGUGUCUAUUGAUAACAACGAUCAAUCUACUCGAGCAUCGACAAAUUCAAAUAGUUUUUCAGAGGAACUUGAUGCCGAAAUGACUAGACUAAAGAUCGAAAUAAAGAACACCAUGGAGGUUUAUCAAUCGAUUUGUGAACAAGCAUCUGUGGCAAAACAACAGGCGGAUUCUCUUCAAAGUGGAGACGAUGAUGAUAUAGAAGAGAUAAAACUAGCAAGAGAGGCUGCAAUGGUCGUGGCGGAUUUAGAGAGGCUAAAGUGCCAAGCAGCAAUAGAUGCUGCACAGAUGACAGAGAGAUUAGUAGAAAUGGAGGGUCGUAAACGAAUGAUUAUUGAACAAAAAGCAGCAAGACGAGAAGAAGAGGAAAGGAGAGGACGGAAAGCAAGUGCUAUUAGCUAUAGGGUGUACUCAUUGAAGGAUAUUGAGAUUGGAACCGAUUACUUUUCGACAUCUUUGAAGAUCGGUGAAGGAGGGUAUGGACCUGUGUACCGUGCCAUGCUUCAGCACACUCGUGUUGCUAUUAAGGUUCUUAGGCCUGAUGUUUCUGAAGGGCUUAAACAAUUUCAACAAGAGAUUGAGGUGCUGGGACGCAUGAGACACCCUCACAUGGUACUCCUAGUAGGAGCAUGUCCAGAGUACGGGUGCCUAGUGUACGAAUACAUGGAGAACGGAAGUCUUGAAGACAGGCUAUACAGAAAAAACAACACACCCCCGAUCCCAUGGAAAAUUCGGUUCAAGAUAGCGGCGGAGAUAGGCACAGCACUACUGUUCCUGCACGAUGCAAAACCAGAGCCAAUGGUGCACCGCGACUUAAAACCAGCGAAUAUUCUCCUAGACGCAAACUACACAAGUAAAAUCGGGGAUGUCGGAUUGGCACGUCUAGUACCAGCAACAGUGGCGAAUCAAAUGACACAAUAUCAUAUGACAGCUGCAGCAGGCACAUUCUGUUACAUUGAUCCAGAGUAUCAGCAAACAGGACAACUUGGGACUAAAUCUGAUAUUUAUUCUCUAGGAGUAAUUUUACUUCAGUUGAUCACUGCUAGACCUCCUAUGGCCUUGUCUUUCCAUGUCGAAGAAGCUAUUGAUGCUGGUACUUUCCAUCACAUACUCGAUCCCUCCGUUUCUGAUUGGCCUUUUCAAGAGUCCUUAGCUUUGGCUCAAUUGGCUUUAAAGUGUUGUGAACUCAGAAAGAAAGAUAGGCCUGAUUUGGAUUCUGUUAUAUUACCUGAGUUAAUCAGGUUGAGAGAUUUAGCCUUCUCUUCUUAAUGUGUCUCUUUUUUUUUUCUUCCUACUCUCUCUUUAUAUGCAAAUGCAAUGCAACUUUAACUAUCAUUGUAUCUUCUUGAUUGUAAACUUAUUUCUUGUACAUUAUAAACUAGCUAGCUAA